Pocillopora verrucosa is the source of this 1232-nucleotide messenger RNA. The record is from RefSeq and is a predicted model, not a curated record. NCBI's taxonomy places the organism in Eukaryota, Metazoa, Cnidaria, Anthozoa, Scleractinia, Pocilloporidae.
UCAACUUACCGCCAUUUAGCAUUUGUGUUUUACUUGGAACAUAAAUAUAGAAGCCUGACAUCAAGGAGUGAGAAUGGAGAGUUCUGUGCUGCUCGUUUUCGUGACUGGGACUGCGCUGUUGACCCAUCCGACGUUUGCAAUUGGCGAAGAACGUGAUCGCAUUCUGCUGUUUCCCGAUAACUUCUUUUUUGCUGAAAGACGGUUUGUAAACCACAUCAUCGAUACAAAAAAAGUUAAGGAUUUGGAUCACUGUGAGCUUUUCUGCUACAUGAACGACAAAUGCGUUAGUGCUAACUUCAAAAAAGAGCCAGAGCCUGGAGGAAUGACUCAUGUUUGUGAAUUGAAUAACGCUACUCAUCUGGAUUAUGAUACUGACCUGAUAACUGAUGCCAAUUUUUAUCAUCGCGGCUCUAAGAACGCCUGCGGCAAGAAUUCACGGUGCCAAAAUAAUGCAAUUUGUGAGUCCGGUUUCACAUUCAAGGGAUAUCGAUGCUUGUGCCCUCCUGGAUUCGAGGGAGAAAAUUGUGAAAAAGAUAUCGACGAGUGUGCUUCAAAUGACAAUAAAUGUGCUAAGGGUGCUGCCAUUUGUAAAAAUACGGUAGGAUCAUACAAUUGCACCUGUCAUUUUGGACAUGAAUGGGAUGGCACUGAAUGCAAAGCUGAUGUAUGCCAACUCAACACCGUUCUGCACGAUGUUGAUAGAGACGUAAGCCACCAUGACCCGGAAAAAACAGAAUGUGACCAAAAUCUCAACCCUGAUUGGUAUCGUUUCUUGGACAUUCCAGGAAUAACAAUGCCGACUGAGUGUCCAGAUCCUGACAAGUGCGGCACAUCAUUUCCAGGCUGGUUGAGCAGUAGUCACCCCACAGUGACUGAGGGAGAAGUAGCAGGGACUGUUUGCUUCAGCAGGAGCUCGGAUAUGUGCUGUCACCAGUCGAAAAACAUAAGGGUGAAGAACUGUAGUUCCUUUUACGUCUACUAUUUGGUGCCGACGAGCUGUCCCUACCGUUACUGCUUCACCCAUAACUGAACAUCUUAAAACUGUUAAAUAUUUAAGAAUAUUGACAGCUUGUUGGGUUAAAACAUAUGCUCUUCUUGGGCGAGGUUUCAAGGCAACGAAGCCCAAAACGAGAAUAUGUUUUAACCCAAAGCCGACAAUAUUUUAUGGUAUUGGUGUCUGAAAAUCGCACUCAGUUGUUUUUAUAGUGAUCCAUCCAGUAGAAGGAUAAGUA